Molecule: messenger RNA, 1655 nt
Organism: Mytilus trossulus (common blue mussel)
Lineage: Eukaryota; Metazoa; Mollusca; Bivalvia; Mytilida; Mytilidae
Product: pseudouridylate synthase 1 homolog
Exons: 18
Coding region: 137-1633 (498 amino acids)
Biological process (GO): tRNA pseudouridine synthesis; mRNA pseudouridine synthesis
Cellular component (GO): nucleus
Molecular function (GO): pseudouridine synthase activity; RNA binding
Source: RefSeq, a predicted model, not a curated record
CUUCACUGUGUUUAUAAAAUACAUCAAUUGAAAGGUAAAUUAAAAGAUUCGAAAGUACACCGACACUUUUUUUGGUCGAAGAAAAACAGUAAAUAAAAUUAGUUCUUAAUCAGUUGUCGUCAUUAAUGCAGGACAUAUGUUGAGGAAGGUUUUACAAAGGAUAACACAAGUGAUAAAAUCUGUUAAAAUGACUGAUAUUUCACCCAGUAGUGCAGCUGUUCAGCAGGAUGACAAAGGAAACAAGAGGCCCUUAAAUGAGGAACUUUCUGAGCAGCAGAAAAAACAGAAGACUGAAUCCGGUGAACAGCCCAAAAAACUCCAGAAAAGAAAGAUUGCUAUGUUAAUAGGAUAUAAUGGUAAAGGCUAUCAUGGAAUUCAAAUCAACAAAGAAGUAAACACAAUAGAAAAUGAGAUACUAAAAGCAUUGGUAAAAACUCAGUGUAUACCACAAGAGCAUGCAGAUGUUCCACAGAAGAUGAGUUUCCAACGUGCAUGUAGAACAGACAAAGGUGUUUCUGCGGCUCAGAAUCUAUUGUCACUGAAGGUGAUAAUAGAUAUAGAGAACUUAUUGGAGAAGAUCAACAGUUAUUUACCUGAGCAGAUUCGAGUAUUUGGAUAUAGAAGAACUACUGGUGGAUUUGACUGUAAGAAUUACUGUGAUAACCGUACAUACAUGUAUAUCUGUCCGACAUAUGCAUUUGCUCCACUAGAAAAUAUUGUUACUGAUGAAUACAGAAUGACUGAUGAUGUUGUAGAACAUGUUAACAAAAUGUUAGCAAGAUUUAUAGGAACACACAGAUUUCACAACUAUACUUCAAAAAUAGAUGCCAAAGAAGCACGUGCUAAAAGAUAUAUUAUAUCAUUCACUUGUGGCAAACCCUUCAUCAGAGAUGGCUGUGAGUUUUGUGUAAUCACCGUCAGAGGUCAAAGUUUCAUGUUACAUCAUAUACGUAAAAUGAUAGGUAUAACAAUAGCUAUAGUGCGAGGUAACUGUGGAGAAGAUGUUAUAGAUAAGUCAUGGAAACCAGAACGGGUAGAUAUUCCAAAGGCUCCAGGACAGGGUCUCUGUCUAGAACAGCCUCAUUAUGACAAUUACAACAAGAAGUAUGGUACUGAUGGCAUACAUGCAUCAUUGGACUGGGUAGAGGAGCAGGAUGAAAUUAACAAGUUUAAGGAAGAGUAUAUCUAUUCUGAUAUCAUGAAGACAGAAAAAGAUGAAAAGAUUAUGAUGGAAUGGCUUGGUACAUUACAACACCAUGCAUUUGAUUUUGUCAAUGAUAAAGAUGAUAGAGACAGUAGAUUUGACAAAAAACGCUUCUUGGAUCAAUGCAAGCGAGAUACUGAUAUUGUUAUAACACCAGACACAGGCUUUAAUUUUAAAAGCAAAAGGUCAAAUUUUGACAAUUCUGAAAAUACUACAACCAAGGAAGAUAACUCUGAUGGACAUUCAGAAUCUGAAGUUAAAAUAAAAUCAGAAACCAUUGAAGAUAACUCAGAUAAACAUUUAGACUCUGGAGUUGAAAUGAAAUCAGAAUCUGAAGUCAAAAUAAAUUCAGAAAACAUAGAAGAUAAAGACUUGACCAAUGAAGUAGAAGUAGGCCAAGAUAUUAAAUCUGUCAAAGUUCAAUCAUAGCAUUAAAUUUACAUCAAAAUUA